This is a messenger RNA of Eurytemora carolleeae, 2686 nucleotides long. RefSeq names its product xylosyltransferase oxt. Gene Ontology annotation, biological process: chondroitin sulfate proteoglycan biosynthetic process; heparan sulfate proteoglycan biosynthetic process. The transcript is spliced from 23 exons. Gene Ontology annotation, molecular function: protein xylosyltransferase activity. Gene Ontology annotation, cellular component: membrane. The record is from RefSeq and is a predicted model, not a curated record. The annotation marks the transcript as partial. NCBI's taxonomy places the organism in Eukaryota, Metazoa, Arthropoda, Copepoda, Calanoida, Temoridae.
UCCGAACUUCACACCCCUGACAUUAAUAUUAUUUUACUGUUUCAGUGAAUGUCCUGUAGUUCGUGAUAAUUCCAUCCUGCUCAGAGGAGGAACAAGAGUUGGAUGCUUUAAAGAUUUAUCCUCCUCCAGACUCCUUAGAGGAGCAGAGAUAAAACGUUGGUCGGAGAACAGCGUAGAGUCCUGUGUACUGAGAUGUAAUAGUUCUGGAUUCAGGUAUGCCGGAGUAGAGUAUGGAAAUGAAUGUUUCUGUGGUGAUACCAUCCUCGACCCUGAAACUAGUUUUCCUGUUCAUCGUUCAAAUAUCACUAGUCUCCAGAUUAAGGACUCGAAUUGCAAUAUGAAAUGUCCGUCUCAAACAGCUAAUAGAUUCUGUGGAGGAUUCAAUGCGCUAGAAUUAUAUCUGUCCGGAGUAAUAUCUCCUAAACCUGAACCUCCCCCAGCUCUACAGGCUCGUCAACAGAGUUCAGUUCGAAUAGUUUUUCUUCUCACACUUUCAGGACGGAGUUUACGGCAGAUAAAAAGGUUGCUCCGUCUGAUAUAUAAACCUCAUCAUUUCUACUUUAUACAUGUAGAUGAGAACAGUCAGUGGUUAUUUAACAACUUGAUUUAUCUAGAAUCUAUGAAAAAUAUCAGAUUGACCAGGAAUAGAUUUUCACCAUUUUGGGCUAGUAACACACUCCUAUUUCUGCUCCUUGCAUGUUUUGAAGAGAUAUUAUCUCUAUCCUGGAAUUGGGAUUAUAUCAUGAAUAUAUCUGAAUCUGAUUUACCCGUUAAACCAAUACAACAGUUUGAAAACCAUCUCAGGAAAAAUAUUGGAAAGAACUUUGUUGCAUUUGAUCCUCAUAAUCAAGCAAAGUUUUUAAGAUCUCAUGGGUUACAUAAGAUAUUUUACAACUGUGACCAGCAUAUGUACCGUAUCGGAGAGAGAUCGGUUCCAACUGGACUGCGGUGGAUGGGUGGAUCAGAUUGGAUUAUACUUCACAGAGAGUUUCUUAUAUAUCUGAUCUACUCUGACUCCAGCCUAAUUAGAUCUCUAAACUCUAUUUACUUUUACUCCGUCAUGGCUCCGGAGAGCUACUUUCAUACCGUUCUAUUCAAUUCCAGAUUCUGUUCUACAAUACAAAAUGACAACUUCCGGUUUGUGCAUUGGAACAAAUCAGAAGAAUCCUGCUCCUGCUCUAGGAGUAUGGACUGGUGUGGAUGUUCUCCACUGGUUCUCCGGGUCCCGGAUAUUCCUCAUCUGAAAUCCAGGAUACAACAACACAACGUGUUCUUCGCUAGAAAAUUCGAUUCUUUUAUAGAUCAAAGUCCUGUAAACUGGAUUGCUGAGAAGCUGGAAGGAAGAUUAGUAUCAGAAACUAGUGUAGGCUGGGAUUAUUAUUGGACCAAUAUAUAUCAAAACGAGGAUACAUCGACAUUUCUGGCGGGUAGUGAGGAAAUCUACGUAUUUCUAGUAAAUACAUUUAUCCAGGACAAAUCAGAGUUCGGAGAUUUUAAACAAAUCCUAGAGAUUAACCUUGUAAUAAAAGAAAAUGAGACGAUUGGUGAUCUUCUUCUAUUCUCAACGAGUUCUGGAAAGUUCGAGAUUUUAACAAGAUUUGAUCCAGGCCUGGUUUUACUUCCUGAUGGUUUACUGAAAUCCUCUUUUAAUAGUUUAACUAUCCAGGUUGGCUCAGAAUACGACAGGAAGGAAAAAAUGCUUCGAGAUAAAUCUGGAAUAUUUUUCAGAUCUCGACUUCCAGUUCUCAUCCUUGAUCUUCAACUAAAGGAGGAGAAGUUGGUGGAUAGUAUUCAGUUGAGGAUAUUUGGUUCACAGGAUGAGAUGUUCGGAAGUAAAGAUUUGAUACCCAUAAGUUCUAGCAGACUUAUCGCUUUGCAGCUUGAUUCUUUUCUUCAAAAAAAUAUCACAGGAUUAAUGAGGUUAGAGGUUUGGGAGCAAGAAUCCUUACUGGCCACAAUCCAGUUCAUUAUAUUUGAUGAGGAAUUGAACAUACCAAGAACAGUUCUGUUAGAGAUGUUUCCAUUUCUAGAUUACUGCAGCAUAUCCUUAAACUCAUUCACAAACAAUUCUUCCCAUUCCAAGAGGUCCUUGGUAUCCUCAUCCGGCUCCGCGACCUCCUCAUUGACCUCAUCUGGCUCCACAACCUCCUCAGUGACCGCCCAAUGCUCCGAGACCUCUUGGAGCUCAAGAUCUCCGGAUCCAAAGUCCGAUUUUCCAGUUUAAAUUCAUUUUUAUUCUUUAUAAUUUAUUCAUUGGUCAUUAUUAGGUCGUCUUUAAACCCUCGUCCUUUUUAACUUAAUGCACAAAACGUUCCCCUAUUUUAAGGGGUUAACUCUGUCCAAAAAUAUUAAUCAAAACUUUUAUACAAGUCUGACAAAGAUAUCUUUUAUACAACUGGGUCUUGGUGUUUUAUAUAGAGUUCAAAUGAUUUAUAUAUAUUUUUAUUUGUGUUAUUCUGAAAGUUUGAUAAUAAAAUACCAACAGUUAGCGUUAUAAUUUUGGUAGUCACAUACAUAUAAAUCUAAAAUAUUUGUUUUUUUAUUGUAUUUUAUCAGUGAUAGCAAUAAAGAAGAAAGUUUCUAAUUUUCAUACAAAAUUGAAUGACAACUUAAAACUCAUUAAAUAUGACGAUGUAAAAAUUUCAUUUUAGUGCUGUGCUAUAAAUACAGAUCUUUUAAUGGCCAA